UUGCCGUCGAUUUUUCAAAUGUACCAACACCUGUUCCACACGUCAAACCAGUUCAACCACAUAUGGUAGAAAUAUUUGAAGGCGCAAGAACACGGAGAAAUCACCGACUUCUGCAACGCAAGGAAAUAAUACUAAAAGAGUUGUCUACACAUCCUGAAGAAUUUGAGCAAACUCAUCAUAAUUUAAAUGGUGAUGGUCAUGCUAGUCAUGUAAGUAUGAUAACUAAUUUUAUUAUAGGUUUCGUUUGUUGA
Molecule: messenger RNA, 251 nt
Organism: Racocetra fulgida
Lineage: Eukaryota; Fungi; Glomeromycota; Glomeromycetes; Diversisporales; Gigasporaceae
Source: the annotation of a GenBank genome assembly